Molecule: messenger RNA, 950 nt
Organism: Cuscuta campestris
Lineage: Eukaryota; Viridiplantae; Streptophyta; Magnoliopsida; Solanales; Convolvulaceae
Source: the annotation of a GenBank genome assembly
AGAAAAAGGUUUUAGUAGGAGGAGUAGAACAUGCCCUCUUUGUUCUUUACCUGAUCCGAGGGUUUUCUUGGGAAUCCGCGGAUCAAUUCACGGUGGAGAAGGAUGAGCAUUUGUUCCACUCGCUUUUGUGGGUCCUAGACAGCUCGGAUAGCUGCAUGGCCAUGAAAAGCCACGCGCUAUGCGUGCUGAAAUCUGUGGUACACAAUGAAAUCGAGCGCUCUAAAGAGGCUAGUAAUGCCCAAGAUUUUGACGAAAUUCGUGGAUUUCGCGAGAGAGAACGAUAAAGUCACGCAACAAGGACUAGAAGCCGCUUUACACAUCAUGCUAGCCACCUGCCACGGUCACGGAAACUUGGCCCAAUUGGUCAAGUCCGGGGCGGUUCACGAGCUCAUCGAGCUCGGUCUGAGUCAACUCCCGUCGGACAACAAAAAUGCAACUGAGCUAGUCCUGGGGAUUCUGCGCCAGCUGUGUUCUCGUGCCGACGGGGGGGCUGAACUGUUGAGCCACGCCGCAAGAAUCGCGAUGGUGACAGAGAAGAUCAUCACGGCGGUUUCCCCGGCGGCCGACGAUAUGGCCUUAGAGAUUCUCACGGAGGUUUUUAGGUUUUUGGCCAGGGGUGGGGUGGUCCGGGAGAUGGUUAGAGUUGGGACGGUGGGGAAGCUGCGCCAGCUGAUUCAAUCUCGUUGUUCUUUGGCUUUGAAGGAGAAGGCAAAAGACAUCCUAAGAACACAUUUUUGUGUUUGGAAGAAUUCACAUUGUGUUGGUGUUCCAACCUUGAUCUAGUGCACUAGCUAAAUACUCCCUCCGUCCCAAAAAGAUUUACACCUUUCAAAAAAAUUGCGUCCCACAAUCUCCUACCCAUUUCUAUUAAAAAACCACUUUUACCCCUUACUUUUUCAAACCCUACCUAUCACAUCAUACCUUUUUCCUAAUAAUCUACACAUCACAUU